AGGCAAGAACCUCACCUCAAGAGUGACGAAGGGACGACCACGAACUCACCUCAAGAGUGGACGACCAAGAACUCACCUCAGGAGUGGACGACCACGAACCUCACCUCAAGAGUGGACGACCAAGAACUCACCUCAAGAGGACGACCACGAACCUCACUCAGUAGGACGACCGAACCCUACCUCAAGAGUGGACGACCCAACCUCACCUCAAGAGUGGACGACCAAGAACCUACCUCAGUAGUGGACGACCAAGAACCCACUCAGUGGACGACCAAGAACCUCACCGAAGUGGACGACCACGAACCUCACACCUCAGUAGUGGACGACCAAGAACCCUCACCAAGAGGACGACCACGAACCUCACCUCAAGAGUGGACGCCACGAACCUCACCUCAAGAGUGGACGACCACGAACCUCAGUAGUGGGACCAAGAACCUCACCUCUAGAGGACGACCACGAACCCUCACCUCAGUAGUGGACGACCAAGAACCUCACCAAGAGUGGACGACCACGAACCUCACCAGACGACCACGAACCUCACCUCAAGAGGACGACCACGAACCUCACCUCAAGAGGGACGACCACGAACCUCACCUCAAGAGUGGACGACCACGAACCUCACCUCAAGAGUGGACGAACCACCUCACCUCAAGUGGACGACCACCCUCCCCAAGAGUGGACGACCACGAACCUCACCUCAAGAGUGGACGACCACGAACCUCACCUCAAGAGUGGACACCACCAACCUCACCUCAGGAGGACGACCACGAACCUCACCUAAGAGGACGACCACGAACCUCACCAAGAGUGGACGACCACGAACCACCAGAGGACGACCACGAACCCCACCUCAGGAGUGGACGACCACGAACCCACUCAAGAGGGACGACCAAAACUCUCACCUCAGGAGUGGACGACCAAGAACUCACCUCAGGAGGACGACCACGAACCUCACCUCAGGAGUGGACGACCACAACCUCACCAGUAGUGGACGACCAAGAACCUCACCUCAGUAGUGGACGACCAAGAACCUCACCUCAGGAGGUGGGGACCAAGAACCUCACCUCAGUAGUGGACGACCAAGAACCUCACCUCAGUAGUGGACGACCACGAACCUCACCUCAGGAGUGGGACCAAGAACUCACUCAGAGGGACGACCAAGAACUCACUCAGUAG
Homarus americanus (American lobster) is the source of this 1176-nucleotide messenger RNA. RefSeq names its product protein piccolo-like. The annotation marks the transcript as partial. The transcript has 3 exons. The record is from RefSeq and is a predicted model, not a curated record. Lineage: Eukaryota; Metazoa; Arthropoda; Malacostraca; Decapoda; Nephropidae.